GCAAAAUGGAACCAGAGCCCCCGACAGACGACCGCCCGGCCUGUGGUGCCUGUCGCAGGCGGAAGCUCCGAUGCUCACGCGAGCUGCCGCAGUGCUCGCAUUGUCGUCGCAUCGGAACCGACUGUAAUUAUACUGACGACCGCGAAAGGCCGGGGCUUAAGGCCGGCGCAGUGGAGGCCUUGAGGAGGCGAGUAGAUGCUCUUGAGCACGCUGUCUUCCAACAAGAAAAGGCCGAUGCUAUAUGCCCACCGGGCCAAGAUUCCAAGGCCCUGGCCUCGGCGUUCUGUGAAGGCUUAGAGCUUCUGCUUGGACAAACCCAACACAGCCAGCGACGAAAACGCUCAUUACCAGAGGCCUCCCCCAGCUUCGAAGCACGGUCCAUACAAGGGACACCUCGGCCUCUCUCACAAACCAGGCACAAACGGAAACGUCGAAAUGCCCGAGCCCUAAUAGAGCCCGAUGAUUUUGCAGAGCUAACAUCGACCCUCCCGUCCGCCGAAGUUUUGGAGGCAGUUGUCGAUCUAUAUUUCGCAUUGGUGCAGCCGUGGAUUCCAGUUCUUCACGAGCGUCGCUUUCACCAGCGGUUGAAGGAUCCUGAUGAGCGAGAGAAUUUCGAGGUCGUGCUGCACGCGAUGGUUUUCGCAUUGCUCAAGCAUGUGGACCCGAGUCUGCUAAAAAACGUGCAUGAUGUCGAUGCUGUCUGUGAGCGGUCGCGCAAGAUUGUCCUCUUGACUGCCAUGAAUGAUUUACACGUGGAGAACUUGCAGGCACUGACUAUUCUGUGCUUUGAGGAGAUUGGAUCCGGAAGACUCUCUCGCGCCUGGUCGAUUGUCGGCUCGCUCACCAGGACGGUGGAAUACCUUCAACUGAGCGUGGAGUCAGACAGUCAUGACAAUGGACCAGUAUUGCAGCCACGGCCUUGCCUUCCACCUGCUCGAGAUUGGGUCGAGGAGGAGGAGCGACGGCGCGUUUUCUGGACCAUCUUUACCUUGGACAGGUUUUGCUCUGUGACUACAGGAUGGAACACCAGCUUAACGUCCAACGACGUCCGCCGCCGACUCCCCGCGGACGGAGGCCUGUGGCACAACGAGGAAAGCGUCAUCACGCCCUUCUUUGGCAUCUGGGAUAAGCCCGCCGGUAAAAUUGGAAACUUGAUUGCAUUCCUCCCAACCGACUAUAAUGACACCGAGUCCUCACCCACUGGCCUCCCUGCAGCACAGGCAAGCUCGCGCGUACCAGCUCCCCCGGACGCCAAGGUCGACAUGUCAACCGUCGGGGCCUUUGCCUAUCGCAUUGAAGCUACAGAGUCACUGAGCCGGGUAACCACGUUCUUCCUACAACAGAGAGUCAACUACCGAGAUCGCCAGGAGAUGGGACGCUGGCUCAUGCGGUUCAAGGAGCUAGACCUGCGCCUAGUGAGCUGGAAGAUGUUUCUCCCCCAGAAGUGGAAAGACUCGAACAUCUCGCGCCAACCGACGAUGGUGAACAUGGACCCCAACCUCACACUAGCCCACGUCACGCAUAACACUUCCAUGAUCCUCCUCCAUCAGCGCAUUGCAUAUCCGCCGGCGGAAUGGCUGGAGGUCGUCAAACUACCCAGUCUAUCCAGUGCCGAAACGUGCGAAGCUGCGGCCUCUGAGACGGCAAAUAUCGCCAAGAGAUUCAUUGACAACUCACCGGUGCAGUGUCUCAUGGAUACCCCCUUUGCUUUUUGCGUUUUUGUCAGUGCGCGGGUCUUAUUAGUACACUGGCGCUACUACAAAACGGAGCUCUCUCCUGACUUUUGGACCCUGACAGGGUUCCUUGAUGCCAUGUCGACCCGCUGGUCUGGCCACUAUCGGCCUACGGGCGUUACCGCAGCAAAUAUAGCUGCCAAAUACUGCACCCAGCUCAAACAGACGUACAUCCAGUGCCAAAAUGACACAACGUUCAAAUUAGACGUCUUAGGUUACUCCAACGAGAUUGAAUGGAAUGGGAGGAACGUAAGCAGUCAAACACCAGCUCUACCCAGCAACCACCAGGCAAUGAAAGGCCCUUCUGAAGGCCCGGAUAUGUCAGGUCACGGGGAAUUCGCCCCAUUCAAGCAACCCUACAUGGUCAGUACUCCCGGCUUGGGACCUGGACAAGGUCCGGCACCCAUGUUACUGGGCACUGCUUCUGAGGGAAUGGGUUACAAUACCGGCAGCCCGGAUGAAUUGACUGCUGUGACGUCCAUAUUGCUGGACCAGCAGUACUCGGAGAUGGAUCGCAUUAUUAGUUUGAACAACGCGAACUUUGCGACUGAUAUGGCUUAUAUUCAUUAAUGUCCACAUGAAAUACCAUAUUCAAGCCCACUUAACAUCCAGA
This is a messenger RNA of Aspergillus versicolor CBS 583.65, 2346 nucleotides long. RefSeq lists its product as uncharacterized. Gene Ontology annotation, biological process: regulation of DNA-templated transcription; DNA-templated transcription. Gene Ontology annotation, cellular component: nucleus. Lineage: Eukaryota; Fungi; Ascomycota; Eurotiomycetes; Eurotiales; Aspergillaceae. The record is from RefSeq and is a predicted model, not a curated record. Gene Ontology annotation, molecular function: DNA binding; zinc ion binding; DNA-binding transcription factor activity, RNA polymerase II-specific. The coding region runs from base 6 to 2303 and encodes 765 amino acids. The transcript has 8 exons.